AUCUAAGUAAGUAGUCUUUAAUAUAGUAGGCUCUUAGUAAAUAAUUGUUGAAGUAAUUUAUAAAUUAAGCUUUCCCUUUCUUUCCUUGUGUGUUCCUGUCCAGAAUGGGAGGCAGUGUACCAAGCUUAAAAAGAUUAGGUUAAAGUCAAAUUAUGCUCAUAAUGAACAAAUCCCCCUGAGCAGGAAUAGGAAACCUCUAGAAUUGCUGCAAGUGAUACCUGAAGCACUUUUAGGGGCCCAGCUAUGUAACUAGCUAAGCCUUGGGUGCCAGAGAUAUCUGUACUUAGCCAUGAUAGACUAAAGACACUCCUAACUCCUGCACUAGAGUAUUUACAAUGCCAUGAGACAUGUCAGAUCAUGAAUACCUUGGUUUCUGCUUAAAACAAUCUUUUCUGUAAUUGUUCUUUUCAAAGGACUUUUCCCAAGAAUACUAAAGACUACAAGCCUGUGAGAGUUUUUUUGCCUCUCUUUCUAGACUUAAACAAUUAAUGAAAUGAUUCUUAAUCACAUUCAGUGAAGGCAGCUGAGUAAAAUGUUUUAAUUGAACAACUUUCAACUGACUGAUGAAGACUUUCUCUUUUUUUUUUUGAGACAAAAGUCUCGCUCUGUCACCCAGGCUGGAGUGCAGGGGCGUGAUCUCAGUUCACCGCAACCUCUGCCUACUGAGUUCAAGCAAUUCUCCUGCCUCAGCCUCCUGAGUAGCUGGGAUUACAGGUGUGCACCACCACACCCAGCUAAUUUUUGUAUUUUUAAUAGAGAUGAGGGUUUCAUCAUUUGGCCAGGCUGGUUUCAAACUCCUGACCUCAGGUGAUCUGCCCACCUCAGCCCCCCAAAGUGCUGGGAUCACAGUCAUGAGCCACCACGCCCAGCCUGAUAAAGAGAUUAACAUGAAAAUAUAUUAAUAUAGAACUUGAAACAAAAAUUAUCCCCCUUCCCUGAAAUCCCAACAGUGUCAAAAUGUUCAGAUUUUAUAAAUCACACCCUCAUAUACACCAAGGGUGCUGAAUGAACCACACUGAAAACACACUUGCUGUAAGGUUGGAAGGAGCUCCUGGGUGAUUCUCUCCCUGGGCUUGAGCCUGAGCAGUUACUGAGGUCACAGUUGUGUGAUGGAACAAACCCUUUAUUGGAUUCCUGAUCUGAUUGAAGCCCAGAAGUGGUAGGUAGCACAGCUUAAAAGUAGGUAAAUAUCAUGAUUUUGUAGGAUUCUAUGCUAAGUCCUUUUUUACAAAUCUAUUAUCUAUGAGAAUUGAAGGUAUUUUUUUUAAAGAAAUGAUUAUUUUGAGGUAUGGGGAUGAUUUCACAGCACCUUUCAAGUGCCUGAAUUGUUGAGCCAUUCUGGAGUUCCCAGCUCUGUGACAGAGUCACUGGCCACAUGGCAGUUUCAGAAGUUAAACCAAAACUUAAGCUGAAUCCUCUAACAAAAGUACCCAUCUCCCACAGUAAAAGGGAUAGAGACUUACCAGGAUCUCUUCAAUGCCAAUUACAACACAAAGAAAAGAAGCUAAGUGCUUCACAAAUGGCAGCUUUCCAAGAUGCCUACAACUUCUUCAACAAGGACAAAACUGGCUGUAUUGAUUUCCAUGGACUGAUGUGCACUGUAGCUAAGCUGGGAAUGAAUCUAACCAAGCAUGAUGUCUAUAAUGAAUUGAAAUGUGCUGAUAUUGAUCGAGAUGGGAAGGUGAAUUUCUCAGACUUUAUCAAGGUGCUAACAGAUAAGAAUCUCUUCCUCAAGGCGGUGGUUCCAGAAAAGGAGACCUGUUUAGAUUUAGCUGGCAACCCAGGAAUCCUAUUGUUUGAAAUCCUAUCAAGGCUUCUAGAGAUUUCAGCCCUACCCAGAAAGUCUAUAAUAGAAAUAGUAAGCUAUUUCCAAAGAAAAUUCCAGCAUACUUGCCCAGGAAUGUUGUGGAGUCCCUACACUACGGGCUAUGGAAAAAGGACACUUAAGCCAGACAUAUGCACACCUCCAAGCUCAAGCAUGGCUGCCUUUGCUAAUGCUGCCCGGAUUGCAAUAAUGAAAGAAAAUGAUUUAUUUAAAUUUCUUGAAGAGCUCAAGAGAUGCAAUUCUGGUUCAGAUAGCCCAUAUUCAAAAAUACCCAUCUUUCCAUUGUUACCUAAUGUGGAUGGGGUGGUGAUGGGAAAGCCAUUCAAAGACAUGCAGAAAUUAGAGAUGCUAAAAAGAAAGGAGCCUUUGAAUUUCUUUGAGGAUUAUUUUUUCCAUAAAAGAGACUGGAAAACACAGGUGAAGAGAGCUACUGAUACCUAUAAUUUAGGAAUUGCCCUUGAACACCGGAAAGAAAUGCUCAAUCUCUGGCAGAAGAUCCGAGGGGAUUUGAUUGGGAUAGACUCUAGAAAUGAGUCCUUUUAUGACACCUUUUCUACUUAUACAUGGUCCUGGAAUGUUUGCCAAGAAUUACUUUCUCCUAAGGACUUAAGGUUAUAUGAUGCCUAUGUGAAUAGAAAUUCCUCCCAUAACUCCAGAUCCUCUUCCUCAUCAGAUACCAGUGAAUGUGACACAGACUCAGGAAGAAAAAGAAAACGGAAAGGUUUAAAGGGAUUUCAACAAUGAAAUUUCUACAUUUUCUAAACAGCUCAUCACAAACUACUUUUUCAUAGUUAUCAAAAUUGUGGUUUCUUGCUUUUGACUAAGUACAUUCUUAGAAGCUGGAAAUUUUGACAUCUUUUGGAUUCUGACCAGUAAAAAAGUUUAAGUCAUAAAAUGGUUUCCCUUUCCUAAAUCUUUUUUUUUUUUUUUUUUUUUUUUUUGAGACAGUCUUCCUCUGUCACCAGGCUGGAGUGCAGUGGCAUGAUCUUGGCUUAAUGUAAACUCCACCUCCUGGGUUCAAGCCAUUUUCCUGGCUCAGCCUCCCAAGUAGCUGGGAUUACAGGCACCCACCACCACACCCAGCUAAUUUUUGUAUUUUUAAU
Molecule: messenger RNA, 2928 nt
Organism: Symphalangus syndactylus (siamang)
Lineage: Eukaryota; Metazoa; Chordata; Mammalia; Primates; Hylobatidae
Gene: EFCAB3
Product: EF-hand calcium binding domain 3
Molecular function (GO): calcium ion binding
Source: RefSeq, a predicted model, not a curated record